This is a messenger RNA of Dromaius novaehollandiae (emu), 7250 nucleotides long. RefSeq names its product peptidase inhibitor 15 (gene PI15). The transcript is spliced from 6 exons. Gene Ontology annotation, cellular component: extracellular region. Lineage: Eukaryota; Metazoa; Chordata; Aves; Casuariiformes; Dromaiidae. The record is from RefSeq and is a predicted model, not a curated record. The coding region runs from base 426 to 1202 and encodes 258 amino acids.
CUGAAAGAGAGUCUUGCAUGUUGUCUCUUUGUACUAUAGAAACUGGGGGUGUGACUGAACAUCCGAACCACCUACACUCCUGAGAUGCCACCCAAUCGCUGUGUGUGUGCUUCGCAGAACUCCUCCCCUCUCAUUUUGGCUAAGCAAAGUCCUUCAGAGAAACUGCCUGUUUUGGAUCAUACAGACAUAUAAAAGCUGUUAGCAGCUCCUGUGGCUAGAAGCUCCAAAACUGGCAGAGCUUUGUUCUUUGGGGGUUUGUAAUAAGAGACAUUCCUCCACAAAGGUUCAUAUCACCACAUAGGAGAGUGCUAUAUAUACUGGGAGAACAAUAGACUGUAUUCUCUUUGGUAUUAUCCAGAGAUCUGUUUUCCACUGUCCUGACUUAAAGCAGAACAUCUCGGUGGCCUUUCCUCUUUGGCCCCAAAAUGACAGUAAUCUCUGCAAUCAGUUGUGCUUUCUUAUUUUCCAUUCUCUGUGAAACAAGUGCAAUAGCAUUACCGAACUCCACUGACCUACUCCUGUCAAACAAUAAUUUCACUGACAUUGAGACAGCUUUGGCAGCUCAUCUGGACUCUGCAAAAAUUCCCAAAGCCAGGCGGAAGCGAUACAUUUCACAGAAUGACAUGAUUGCCAUUCUUGAUUAUCAUAAUCAAGUUAGAGGCAAAGUCUUCCCACCUGCUUCCAACAUGGAAUACAUGGUUUGGGAUGAAACUCUUGCCAAGUCUGCAGAGGCUUGGGCUGCUACAUGCAUUUGGGACCAUGGACCUUCCUACUUACUGAGAUUCUUGGGCCAAAACCUCUCUGUAAGAACUGGCAGGUAUCGAUCCAUUCUCCAGCUGGUAAAGCCAUGGUACGAUGAAGUGAAGGAUUAUGCUUUCCCUUAUCCUCAGGACUGCAACCCCAGGUGCCCCUUGCGAUGCUACGGACCCAUGUGCACACAUUACACACAGAUGGUUUGGGCCACUUCCAAUCGUAUAGGCUGCGCAAUCCACACAUGCCACAAUAUGAACGUCUGGGGAUCUGUUUGGCGACAAGCUGUUUACUUGGUAUGCAACUAUGCCCCAAAGGGGAACUGGAUUGGAGAAGCACCGUAUAAAGUAGGAGUCCCAUGUUCUGCUUGCCCUCCAAGUUAUGGAGGCUCUUGUACCAACAAUCUUUGUUUCCCAGGAGUAACAUCGAACUACUUAUAUUGGUUUAAAUAAGUUAACAUGUUUACAUUUUUUUUUAAAUGGCUGAAUAACAAGAAGCUUGUAUAUUGAAUUUUGCACAUAUUAUAUAUAGAGAGAUAUUAUAAUAACACCCUGAUGUUUUCUUUUUGUAUGCUUUGUAUAAUUAGCUUUCAAAGUAUAGUAUGAAUUUGUUUUUAACACUUUGGAAUUUAUGACUCGCAUUAACCAUUUUGGAUUAACAUUGUGUAAAGAAGAGAAAACUGAUUUUCACCUUAGCAAGUGUAGCUUUCUGAAGAUUAGGUUCUAUUAAAAGCACAUUGAGACAUAUUGACAAUUUAUAUCGAAAAUAUGACUUCCCUUUUAAAAUGGUAGGUCUAGAAAGAGAAGGGUCACUGUUUCAACACUGUGCUUUAAAAUGGAGUGUAACAUGCAAAAGCGACAAACUGUCCUCACACUACCAAUGGUUACUCCCAUUUACACCGAUGCUUUCAUCUGCAGUGUCAGUGGGACUCUGAGAAGAGGAAAACAUAUGUGCAAGAGAACUGCAGGAUGUUACCUACCUCAUGCACAACAGUAAUUAAUUUAUGACACUUCAAGAGUUCAGCACACGGCUGCUGCUAUCAUCGAUAAUGCCUGUGUGCAGAUGGGAAGAAUAGAGAGAAUAAGGAACCACAUUGGCCAACACGCAGUGGCUAUUAACUCACAUGCCUGAAGUCGUAUCUGACUAGACAGCUACAUCACUUCAAAUAUACUGGUAUAAUCAACACAGUCACAUUUUUAGUUCCUGCUCCUACCCGCUUGUCCAUCAGAACACAAUCAUAUAGUACAAAAAGUACUUUGUAGCAGUAUAUUUACUUCUGUAUAGGAAGGCAAAGAAAUAUAUUGCUACAAAGCACCUUUAAGUCGAUACACGACAUCCACACUAAGUCUUUUACUUAUGUAUACCAGUAUACGUGCUGUCCCACUGGCUGAAACUCAGCCAGGUGAAACCUUCAAGGAUAGUUCAGACCUAAAAGUAGGUAAGAGCAUUUUCCAAAUAAAAGACUAGAAAUUUACCAGGCUUAAUUAAAACUGAAUGCAGGCUUGUGACAAAAAUUCCAAAUUUCUAAAGGAAUUGCCAGGGUCCUUUAAAAUAUAUUGUGCUAUUUCCCCCAAAUGUUUGUAUGAAUUUAUAAAAAGCAAAUCUAUUUAUUCACACUCUUCCUGCCAAAAACUGAAUGUCUUAUGGGUGCUUACUAGAACAUUUAUAAAGAGGGCCUACACUUUAAGCCAGAACAUUGUAAAGGUAGUUUUUUUGAAAAGCAGAUCGUAAAAAAGAGGAAAUCCAACAUCUGCCACAACUACUAUGUACAACUGUCAUUGAAAUAGCCUCGAGUUUUGGCUUUAUAUUAUUUGGCAGAAAGUACUCCACAUUAAAUAUACAUGUUUACUCUGCUUGCACUGCUAAGUUUAGACCUCUGAAAUUCGUGAACUUUGAAAAGCAAUGUCAGCUAGAACAAACACAACAGUAGAGCGUAGUUUCACGAGUACUACACAUGUAUGUUUCUUAAAGUCACUAAUUCAGUGCUUAAGAGGGUGUUUAAGACAGUCUGUCACCAGAAUAUGAAGUAUCAUAUUGAUGAUUUAAAAAAAAAGUAGGAAUUUUUCAUAUAUUUUUCUUCCUUUUUUUCCAACGAGAUAACCUUCAUGGAUGGAAAGGGCUCUACAACGUACGUAUAAAGAAAUGUCACAGCCCAUCUUCAUUUAUCCAUAAUCUGAUCACUGAUCACUGAGAACGUCAGCAGUUCAUCUGUAGCUCUUCCGGUUAGUGACACUCCCGUAUCUGACAGGACAAUAAAUAAAGAAGUACAUUGUCUUAAAAUGUGUCCAUGCUCCAGAAGAACAACACUUGUGAUAUUCUGCUAACUUUUAUCCUGACAAUUACAAUAUAGAAUUCUUUCCUUAUAGUUUGAAAGGGGCCAGUGCUCGGACAGUGCUCACUCAGUGAAGUUCUUUGGCUGAGUAAAAUCCGGUCCUGUUUUGGGAGUGAAACACAACCUCUUUGCAUCAUUUAUGUACACAUUUAAAGAGUUAUGUGAGACAAAACUGCCAAGUGGGUCACCAGCCCUCAGCCAGAGCAGUUUUGGACAAAGAUGCAUGGGACAGAUGCAUUUUUGUUCUGCAUAACAGGUCUUUUUUAGAGGCAAAGACAUCACGGUUAGAACAGUGCACCUUUACACUGCCUUGUAUUUACAGUAUUUUCUUUUUUUUUUUUUAAAUACAACAUAGGAACUAGAGCAUAAAUAAAAGUUCAAGUUAAGCUGUAGAACCUACAACAGUAGGUCCAAUAUAUAACUAUGCACUUUGGAACUUGCAACUUGUGUGUUGUAUGGUACACUUUCCAAACAGGACUAGACAUUGUAAAUUAAUUUAUAAUUCUGUAAUUCAGCUGAAAUUAUUAUAACGGGUAUAUAUGUUAUUGUAUCUGUUACUUUUUAAGUUUCUACAAAUACCUUGAUUUUGUGGAAUACUUUGUUUUCUGUGGGUAUAGGAAACUUAGCUUUUAACAAACAGGUAUGCAGAUUUUUCAUGACAUCCCAUAAUGGUGCUAGGGAUUAUCUAUUGUAAUCACACUGUAGUUGACAGCAGUAAAAAUAAUCUGGGUAUAAACUAUUUCAUAAGAGCAGCUCCUGAUAGAACCAGCCACAAGCACUCAAGCAUGCAGCUGAAUAUUUUUCAUUUAACAGAGAAGAUUACAGCUGAUCAAACGUUUGAUUACCACAUGAAAUUUGCCCUUCCACUUUUUUAAUAAGUAAUUUACUGUAGGCCUUUCUGUAUUCUCUGUUUGAAUCCCUUUAAUUUCUAUGAUCAUUUUUUCUUGGGUUGGAUAAUGACAACGCCAGCAAACGUCUACUUUGAUUGCCAGUGUCAGUGCUGCUUGAUCGGUUAUGUGACACAAAGCACUGCAACAACAAAAGUACGGAAAUGUGCUGAAGACUUCAUAUGUCUUUUGCAUCAUUUGUACCCUGAUACACACUGAGGCAAAUUCUUGGUGAGCUUAAGGUUAUAAGGAGGCAAUUUGCCCCUGGUUGCAUUGAAGAUUUGAACCAAUUCCUUCUAAGCAGAGGAGCAUGCCUUUAAAGAUAGCCUGAGCAUUGGAGAAAUUAGCUCAGACUUUCAUUCCGCUCUAAAUAUAAAACUAUAAAAGUUUACAUGUGCUAAAAUAAGGUUAAAAUAUUUGUGGUCAAAGUAUUAUGAGAGGUACAAGAGUAAAAAGGAAGUAAUUGAUAUCAUUAAUCAUUGAGUGCAGCUGUUUAUACCGUAAUAACUGCUUGUGAUUUUUUGGCUCAUUUAAACUUCUAAGAUGAUGGGUAGCAAUUGAUGCCUUUUGGUGCUAACCUAUAUGUUCUGGUGCUGAAGUUAUACAUUAUUUUUGUGAAAGACGAGGUUUACUUCUGAUAUUACCAUAUACACUCCAGUGUUUGUGAGAUUUUUUUCUAUUUAAGCAUAUAAUUUACCACUAAGUCAGAUUGGCUUGCAAAGUCCUUUUUUAUAGUUGUUUCAGGCUCUAAUGAGAGUUUUACAUGCAUCAGAAGGGAAAAUGUAUUCCUAUUCAAAACCAAAACAAACAGGAACCUCCCCUCAUCACAGCAGCCUGUGGAAAAAAAUUAAGGGCAAAGUAAGACCUCUGACAGUAAUGAUUUCAGACUGAUGUUAAGCAGAUUUUAGUGAUCCCAAAUUCUCUCUCUGGGGUAAUAAAUGACUUCAGAAAACCUGAGCUUGACCUUGCACACUUGGGAAGCUGUAUGUUCCCUUUCUCUGAGAUCAGUUUGUUCCUCUCUGAAAUUAAGAUGAGCUUGAUCAGGCCUCACUGAAAACUAUUACGGGUUUGAUGUAUCUUUUGUAGGAGUGAGAAAGCUGGAUUCCCCAGACAGCAAAAUUAGUCUCUGCAUGCUAUGUCCUACCAACACUGGGAAAUACUGUAGGAAUCUGAAAGAGGAAAGCUCCCACAGCAAAAGUAUUCUGUAUCACAGCUAGGACCUAAUGAGAGGAGGAAUGUGUGUGUGUGUACGUGUGUGUACAUGUGUGUACAUGUGUGUACGUAUAUAUGUGUGUGUGUGUAUUCUUCAAGGAUGAGGCUGCAAGCAUGGAUGCCCUCUUGUGGUUGAGAGUGCUAAUAUAUUUAGGUUUGAUUUCCUAUAAAUCCAAAAGGUUUUAGAAUUUUUUUAAAAACAAACACAUAGUUAACUUUCUGUUUAUUUUCUGUAAAGUUAUUGGCAUUGCUUUAAAGAUAUGUGAACUAGUCUUUCCCAUUUCGUUGAGAUAUGAGGCCUUUCACAUACCUCCUCCAUUUCUCAGUUUUAUGUACAGAACUCAAUAACAAUUGCAUUUGCUGUUGUUGUUACCUAACAUAUGCAGUUUCUGGAGUAUGAGGUAAAACAGCUAGUACGAUGUCAGAAGAAUUUUUAGGGGGUGUAAAUUAGAUACAGUUCUUAAAAAGCAGGGGAUAGGAAGCCUAAUUACUCAGAUACUAAAUUCUAAUGAUGCCUAAUAAAAUAUAUUUUUAUAAAGACCAAAUAAGGGUUGAAAUUUGCUUAUGACAGCUAAGUUUUCAAGACAAAACUGUUGCUUUCCUCUUUUAAAAUGAAAUGAUCUCAUAGAAUCUGAGCACAUGGCAUUUUUAUGGUGUUUUUUUAAAAUUGUGCAUAAUAAAAAAUUCUUAUGCUCUGGUCAUUAGCUCAUAAUUGGUCUGAUUAUCUUAAAGUAUAUAAACCUUCACAUUUGGGUUCAUAAGGGGAACAUUAAUUUUCUCUCAAUAGCAAUCUGAAAUAACCACAGCCUUCUCAAAUAGCUUUCUUUCAAAAGAAAAUAAAUUUAAAAAGCAAGAAGAAAUAACAACAACAAGUUCCCAUCUGGUUAAUUCAAGAUCAGAUUUUUAAUUUAUCAUUGCUGAUCAUAAUUUCAAGACUUUAUGCUGCUUAACUUUCAGUUACUGAAUCUGUCUUAGGAUACAGUUAUUUUCUGCUAAUGGAGAGCUUUUGCUCACAUCAUGAGCAUUUUUAAAUUCACACGAGUUAAUGGAACAGGCAUAUGGAACUGUUGAUAACAACCCACACUCUGCUGAGCUCCACUUUGUGAAGUAUUGCAGAGAAAAACAGACUGAAAUGGUUGCAAUUCAAUAUUAUCUUCUUGUCUUCUGCCAAAAAACAAAAUUCAAAGUGAAAAAGAUUUUAUAAUUCCUUCAGCUUUUGGCACCUUAUCAUCUGGCAAUCAGGUGGCAAAUUCUGUAAAAAUCCCUCUUACUGUCAAUCCAUAUAAAUUAUGUGUUGGGUGUUUUUUGGCUGGCAGUAGAAGAGAGGGAAUGUCCCUCAGGUUAUAUCUUUAGUUCAUAACUGUCAGUUGUUCAAAUCACUGGGCUGUACAUCAUGCUGCAAACUCACUAGAUCUUCAAUACAUCAUCAUAGAAGUCAGGAAGUAUCUUAGAAACAAUAUUUAGAGUAAUAAACUUGUUCCUUGAGAGUGAAUGGUAAUAUUGGAUUCUAAUAACUCUGAGGAGUUAAACAUCUUUGCUUCAAGUAGGGUGCUCUAAUGUAAUUGAAAAGGUGCUUAAAGGCAGGCUUCACUUAAGAAGCAAACCAUUUACAGCUGCUUUUCUAUUUUCAUAUGCAAUAAGGAAAUAGGAUUUUUCUGAGGAUUGAAAAAUGUUAAGGAUUGGAAAAUGAUGACAUUUCAACUCUUUCUAUCUGAACCCAAGCCAAAGCAAUGUUAAGUAUUUAUGCAAUGAAAUGUCCCUUUCCCCCUUUCAUUAUUUUCAUGAUUUCUUGCAUAUACUUUUUUGAUAAUUGUGUGGGCGGGGCUGUUUCUGGCUUUUCAGAGAAGAAAGUUUGUUGUGUAACACAUUUCUUUCAGUGAACUUACCAAUAUAAUAUUUCUUUCAUAUUGUCAUAUGAUGCUAUACACGUUAUACCUGAGAUAUAAAUUUGUAUCCCUGUUUCAACUUCUAAUAUUAUGAAACUAUAAAGAAAUGUACAUCAUUUUGAUCUAUUUUGUAACAUGUAUGCAUUUAAAUAAAUAAUUAAAAUGAUUGGUGUUUACACUUGA